Molecule: messenger RNA, 2882 nt
Organism: Orbicella faveolata
Lineage: Eukaryota; Metazoa; Cnidaria; Anthozoa; Scleractinia; Merulinidae
Product: vacuolar fusion protein MON1 homolog A-like
Biological process (GO): vesicle-mediated transport; protein targeting to vacuole
Cellular component (GO): Mon1-Ccz1 complex
Source: RefSeq, a predicted model, not a curated record
CGGGGUGGGGGUGGGGGUGGAGGAGAGAUUUGAACAUCGGAAUAAACUCUGGAAGCGUUGUUACUUUAGCCAUAGUACAGAGUUAACAUCACACACUCACACACUCAUCCUCAUCGGGCCCGUGAGGACUGUUGAGGCACAACAAGGUAUAAAACCAACCUCGAACUUCAAACACUUUUUCCGCAUACAGAUCACCUCAAAAGUGAACGUUUCUUUUGUUACUGGCGACCAUCGAUUAUCAAAAUUCCCGGUGAUUCUACCUCAAAAACGAAGGCCUUGUUCUUUCGCCCCUGUUCUCUGUUGUGAGAACCUGGGGUUCUCUGAUCUUCUCUCAGUCUGCUUGCCAAGUUUCAAUCUGAUUGGGCAGCAAAAAAAACAGAAGGGAAACAAGCCAAGGCUAGAUCUUUUCAAAAAAGCUCAAAGGCACUUAAAACACAAACAAGCAAACGAAGGCCGAGGCGCAAGCGAAUGAAUAAUGACAACCGAAAACGGACUGGACUCUAUUAGAUAGUUUCCAGAUCCUUUUCUGCUGGUGGACGAAGACAGAGCGUGGCUACACAGCACUACCUCGUUCGCAUGUACCUGGUAAACAUGGCGGAACGAAGGGUGAAGUUGUUGUCGCUGUCUUUAAAUCAAAUACGAUGAAAAUUAGGGAUGCCAGAUGGCAGCUGCGGUUAAUUCAAAUGCAAGUUUAGAACGUGAGCAACAAGGGCAAGAUGUUUUUCAGGGUGCUGAGCCUGGAGCCGGAUCAGUUGACCAUGAACCACUCCUGUAUGUGCAGUCUGAUGAAGAACUUGAUGUUUCUGUGGAUGAAAUCUGUACUGAUCCUGAAUCCAGAACAUCUGCUCAUUCAGAUGUAAGCCUAGCUUCUGGACUCAUUUCCAAUUUAAGCAGUCAUGGAUCUCCAGAGGGAGCAAUAUUUGACGUCCCUGGUGGUAUGCCCAAAGUUGGAACUCCUGAUCAGGAUGAAAAUUUCCAUGAAAUUUCUUAUACUGUACAGACAGAGGCGACAGGUGAUGUGGAUGGUCCAGUUGAGAUGAAAAUGAGUCUACUGAAUGUUGAAGAUGAACAAGAAGAGGCACGUAAGACAAGAGCUGAGAGUGUACGAGAAAUCACCAGAGAGGCAUCGGUGGAAGAUGUAAAUAAUCCUGAAUGGACUCGGCACAAGAAGCAUGUUUUUGCUUUUAGUGAGGCUGGCAAGCCAAUUUACUCUAGGUAUGGUAGUGAGGACAAACUGGCGACUCUCAUGGGUGUUAUGCAAGCUUUAGUUUCUUUUGUCCAGGAUGGCAAAAAUACAAUNACUGCUUGGCUUUACAGAUCAGUUGACCAUGAACCACUCCUGUAUGUGCAGUCUGAUGAAGAACUUGAUGUUUCUGUGGAUGAAAUCUGUACUGAUCCUGAAUCCAGAACAUCUGCUCAUUCAGAUGUAAGCCUAGCUUCUGGACUCAUUUCCAAUUUAAGCAGUCAUGGAUCUCCAGAGGGAGCAAUAUUUGACGUCCCUGGUGGUAUGCCCAAAGUUGGAACUCCUGAUCAGGAUGAAAAUUUCCAUGAAAUUUCUUAUACUGUACAGACAGAGGCGACAGGUGAUGUGGAUGGUCCAGUUGAGAUGAAAAUGAGUCUACUGAAUGUUGAAGAUGAACAAGAAGAGGCACGUAAGACAAGAGCUGAGAGUGUACGAGAAAUCACCAGAGAGGCAUCGGUGGAAGAUGUAAAUAAUCCUGAAUGGACUCGGCACAAGAAGCAUGUUUUUGCUUUUAGUGAGGCUGGCAAGCCAAUUUACUCUAGGUAUGGUAGUGAGGACAAACUGGCGACUCUCAUGGGUGUUAUGCAAGCUUUAGUUUCUUUUGUCCAGGAUGGCAAAAAUACAAUAAGGUGUAUAAUGGCAGGCAGUCAUAAAUUUGUAUUCUUAGUUAGAGGUCAUGUUGUUUUAGUGGCUGUGGCAUACACACAGGAGUCAGUCACUCAGUUGGUACUACAGUUGUCCUAUGUUUAUAAUCAAAUCCUUAGUGUUUUAACUUAUACUCAACUAGCAAGAAUAAUGGAACAACGAAGAAAUUAUGAUCUUAGAAGACUCUUAUCAGGAACAGAGAAAUUUAUAGAUAAUUUAUUGAAUUUAAUGGAUCAUGAACCCAGCUUUCUGUUAGGAUCGGUAAGGUGUUUACCACUUUCAAGUUCUGUUAGAGAAACCAUUGGUCAGAGCAUGCUUCAAGCGCGAGUCAAGGACCUGGUAUUUGCCAUUUUAGUUGCUAAUAAUCAGUUGAUCACGUUGAUCAGACCAAAGAAGUACAGCCUGCAUCCUUCAGAUCUUCACCUCAUCUUCAACCUAGUCAGUGCGUCCACGUCAUUUCAAACUGCGGAGUCCUGGACUCCAAUUUGUUUACCGCGCUUUGAUAACAGGUGAGUAAAUAACAUAACAGUGUACAAGUACUUUGGAUUAAGUACGAAAUCUUGCCUGAGAAUCAUCCACAUCGCCGACUUUUGGCAAGGAUGCUAAUAAGUACAUAGUAGGGACCUUAAGCACCGACGACGACGAGCCCAGAGGACGACGACCGGAAGUCCUCUGGGCUCAUAUAUUCGUGCAAUUUUCGACAUUGAUUUUUAUUAUAACUAUAGGAGAAGAGGAUUCAAGAUGGCGGACGGACGCUUUGUCACGAGCUCUUGGCUUCUGUUUCUUUUUCUCCUGUUAUAUAUCAUCUGCCUCUUCCAGGAUAACAGGCAUGACCUAUUAACCGAAUUUCAGCACCGUAAAUUAUGUGUUAUGCCAUCCUGUCGACUGAAAGUGGAAAGCUGGACAUUCAUCCACCGAAGGCCACGAGUCACAGCAUGGAAGACUGUUAUGAAUGUCUUAACACGGGUUAAAAGAUCAAAGGCGACCACGGCUU